AUGAGCUAUAGUUCAUUAGACAUUUUGCCUAACGAUAUUCUUUAUGAAAUUUUUGGUUAUUUAUCUCCAAUUGAUGUUAUUGAAUCGUUUUUUUCGUUGAGUAAACGUUUAUCCAGAAUCAUAGUAAAUGAAUAUGUGUGGCACAUUCGUAUUGGUGAUUCAACAAUGUCAUUAUCAAUGUUCAAUGAUCAUUGUCAAAACGUCUUGCAAUUGAUAGGAGGUCGUGUUGUCUCAUUACGUCUGAUAUUAAUCAAUGUUAUCAAUGGAUGGCCACUCAUUUCAUCUUCUCUUCGAUCCCAUUCCACAACAUUCCUUCAACGUCUACAUCUGAUCGACAUUGAACCACAUGAAUUUGAUAAAUUAUUACGAAGUCAGUUAAUAAAACAAAUACAUACAUUAUUAGUUGAUAUAACCUCAUCUAAUCGAUUCAAUUGUCUUCAAGUUGAAGGAGUUUAUCUAGUUCAAGUGUGUUCAAGAAUGCCUCUCGUCAAAAUUUGUCGACUUCCAUUUAACCAUGAUGUUAGCAUUAUGAAUCAAAUAAAAACGUUUUCAUUAGGAUAUCAAAUGACUUUACCAAAUUUAUUAAAUGCAAAUCAUCUUCGUACAUUGACUGUUGGCAUACAUUCGUCAUACUUUCUGGGACGUUUACUAUUAUGCAUACCUUUUGUUGAGAAUCUUUCUUUUGGUAUAGACGAUCGAGAUAUUAAUGAAAGCGAUUUUCAUGAAAAAAUCUCAAUGCCUGCCACUAUUGGUGUUCAUCUUCUUCGGCACUUAUCUCGUCUACGCAUAUAUUGUUUGAAUAGCAUAAGUUUCCAUCGAACUAUUGCACUUUUAUCAUCUGUGUUUGGUCAACUUCAUCAUUUAUCAUUAAAAUUACUAGCAUGUACGUUCAUUUCUGGUCCAUUGAUUAUAUCAGGUGAUAUAAUACAACAAUUAUGUAUUGAUCGCUUUCAACCAACGGCAACUUAUAGUCUUGAUCUAGUAUUACAUGCUAAGAACGAUUUGGAAGAAAAAAUAAUUUUCAACUCAUUUUUCAAAGUUCCAUUUACUCAUCGACAACGACCGAGGGUAUUCAUUCAAGAAUGCAGUAAUAUGGGUAUCGGUUAUAUGUAUCAUUGUUUUAUGGUAUAUACUUUGCCAUAUAAAGACGAAAUUCUUCCAUCGAACAUGCUUACUAAAGAUCUUGAAGAAUCUUUACAAAUGUCAACUAGCGCCAUAGAUUUAUUUCCACGCGCUAAUCAGUUAAUGCUGCAUGGUUAUAAGUUCAAGAAGUAUCGUCGAGAUCCCGGUAACUGCAUAAGUUCCAUGUCAUCAUUAGUUCCAUGGUCACUAAUAACAAAUAUUUCAAUCAAUCAUAGUGAUGCUAUUAGUGUAGUUGCAUUACAGUCCAUAUUACGGAUGGCUUAUAAUGUGCAUAAACUAAGAAUAUUCGAUGAUACAGGAGUUUUACUACGUGCACUAUUAUAUAGUAAUGAUAAUCUCGAACUUCGCGUCAAUCAACAAGUAAAAUCGUUGGACAUCUACGAUGUAACUUGGACAUUACAAAAUGUUGAACGGUUUUGCAUAUUAUUAUCGAAUCGAUUUCCUAACUUGAAGACACUUUCAAUGCAUAUUUUGGAUUCAUAUGAUCAAUGGAAAUGGAGACCAUCUCGUAUAAUUGACGGGAAAAACAAAUCAACAAAACGUAUUGUUAAUCUUGUUUAUUUACUUGUUGAUAAUUUCAAACAACUUGUGUCGCUUGAUAUCUACUUUUCUAAUGAAAAUUUCUCUGAUACACCUUGUUUUCCACAUUUAAUCCGACGACAACUAUAUCAAUAUCCACCUAGUCGACCUCAUCGGUUACAAUGUUCUUCCAAUCGAAUUCAACUCUGGCUGUAA
Molecule: messenger RNA, 1878 nt
Organism: Rotaria socialis
Lineage: Eukaryota; Metazoa; Rotifera; Eurotatoria; Philodinida; Philodinidae
Source: the annotation of a GenBank genome assembly